CGUGGUCUUUAGAGGUUACGCAGUACGUCAUUGAUUUUACUUUUACUAUAAGCAAACAUACUUUUUGUUAAUUUAUAAGGUAUUCACCUAUUGAUUUUAUUGUGCAUAGAAAAAUUUAAAGAAAACUCACCGAAAUGCUGUACCUUGAAGAUUAUUUGGAAAUGAUUGAACAUCUACCUCAAGAAUUGAGAGAUAGAUUUACUGAAAUGCGUGAAAUGGAUUUAUCCGUCCAAAAUAAUAUGGACACACUUGAGAAAAAAGUAAGAACAUUAUUUGCUGGUUGCCGCCGUGGUGAAAUGAACACAGAGCAAGCCAAUACAGAAUUUGCAGAUAUAAAACAAGGAUAUAAUAAGACAUUGGAGGAGGCUGAUGAAAAAGUUGCAUUAGCCAACCAGAUGCGGGACUUAGUUGAUCGAUAUUUACGAAGACUGGAUACAGAACUACACAAAUUCAAAUGUGAAUUAGAAGCAGACAAUAAAGGUAUAACUGAACUGCUUGAAAAAAGAUCACUGGAGUUAGAUAUCAAUACCAAUCAUACACCAACACCAAAUAAUAAUCAUUAUAAGGAGAACAGAUAUAGGAUCAGAGAGAAACGACGUGAAAGUUGGGGCACCAGAGACUCCCGCUCUCAUGCUACUUCUGGAAACCUUUCAAGAACUGAUUCUGCUAUUCAGGCUGCACUAGGUCGGGAUUCAUACACAUUGGGGCAUGCAGGCAGUGCAAUAGCAGCUGCAGCGAGCCAGGCCAUUGCGGCCACACAACAGAUGCAACAUGGCCGCCGCACGGCGUCGCUGAAGGCGUCGUACGAAGCGGUGGCGGGCGGAGAGUUGGCGCAUCACGCUUUGCAUCAAACUCACGCGCAUCAUGACCACGGUCAUGGGCUUAGUUCGGGCCAUAGCCAAACAACCACUGUUCACGGACACCAUACAACGUCGCAUGGUCACAGUAACUCUUCGUCAUCACACAAAAGGCAAAAGCAAAAAAAAAGCACAUAUGGCUCUACAUCAAGUAUGUCGUCUCAUACGCAACAAGCAGUCGCCGUGGCCAGCCGGUCUUCAUCGCCUACUGUCGUUGGCAACAUAGUGAAUAAUGUUACUAUCGAAGAGCCAAUGGAAGAGGAGUGGACUUACGACCCCAACGAGCCCCGAUACUGCAUCUGCAAUCAAGUGUCUUACGGAGACAUGGUUGCUUGUGAUAACCAAGACUGUCCCUACGAAUGGUUCCACUACCCGUGCGUGGGUAUCACAGCGCCGCCCAAGGGAAAAUGGUACUGCCCGCCGUGCCAGGCCAGCCGCCGCAACCGCGCACAUCGCAAGAACUGAAUCUAUUCCUACUGUGCUACUGCUCCUGGCUUUGUUCCCGUGGGAAAAAAAUACAUAAUUCCGGCGGAAAAUACUUCGACCACCAGGCAAUCAGCAGCGCAUUCCUAAUUUGUUUUAGCAACUAUUAAAAUAAUGUGAUCUCUUGUAGAUUUGAAAAUAUAACUGAAACUUGAGUAUUCUGUUAUACCAUUUUUGCUGACUUUUAAAUUACCAUGCAAAAAGAUUUUCUGUUUUACAGUAACUGUAUAUAUAGAAACAUAACAUUUAUUAAAACAACAUGGUAUAGACGUUAAUAUGUUAAAUCGUUAAGCAUUUAAAAAAAGACUUUGAUUUUAUUGUAUACGUUUUAGAGUAAUAAAUAAAUUAUGUACACAA
This is a messenger RNA of Amyelois transitella, 1697 nucleotides long. RefSeq names its product inhibitor of growth protein 3 (gene Ing3). Gene Ontology annotation, cellular component: NuA4 histone acetyltransferase complex. Gene Ontology annotation, biological process: regulation of DNA-templated transcription. The transcript is spliced from 11 exons. Bases 135 to 1322 code for a protein of 395 amino acids. The record is from RefSeq and is a predicted model, not a curated record. Lineage: Eukaryota; Metazoa; Arthropoda; Insecta; Lepidoptera; Pyralidae.